Messenger RNA from Megachile rotundata (alfalfa leafcutting bee), 886 nucleotides. It is a transcript of the gene ND-30, whose product is annotated as NADH:ubiquinone oxidoreductase core subunit S3. Lineage: Eukaryota; Metazoa; Arthropoda; Insecta; Hymenoptera; Megachilidae. Gene Ontology annotation, molecular function: NADH dehydrogenase (ubiquinone) activity. The record is from RefSeq and is a predicted model, not a curated record. Gene Ontology annotation, cellular component: respiratory chain complex I.
AGUGCGCAAUAUCAUAUGCACUGUAUUAGUGCAUCCGUUUUGUGAGGUAAAGGAAGAAGACGUUUUCACAAAAAUGACGUCUUUAUUAAAAAACUGUUGGAGAUUAUCACGAAGUUUGCCUGUCACCAUACCGAAGUGUUAUCCAAAACUUCUUCCUUCAAUAAGAACUAGCACUACAGACAGCGAGAAGAUAGAAAACCGACCAACAAUACGUAAAAUUACAACAGAUGUAGAACAAUUAAAAGAUUUUGGUCGUUAUGUCGCUGAAUGUUUACCAAAAUAUGUACAGAAGGUACAAAUAGCAGCUGGUGAUGAACUUGAGAUAUUAGUUUGUCCAGAUGGGAUUAUUCCAACAUUAUCAUUUUUAAAGAAUCAUCACAAUGCUCAAUUUGUCAAUUUAUCAGAUAUUACUGCAGUUGAUGUUCCUAGCCGUACAUACAGAUUUGAACUUGUCUACAUUCUCCUGUCAUUGAGAUUUAAUACUCGUAUUAGAGUAAAAUCAUAUACAGAUGAACUAACACCUGUACCAACAGCAGAACAUGUAUUUGAUGCUGCUAACUGGUAUGAGAGAGAGAUAUGGGAUAUGUUUGGUGUAUUCUUUGUUAAUCAUUCGGAUCUUCGUAGAAUUCUUACAGAUUAUGGUUUUGAAGGACAUCCAUUAAGAAAAGAUUUCCCUCUAAGUGGUUACGUCGAGGUACGAUAUGAUGAUGAAAUGAAGAGAGUUGUGUGUGAACCAUUAGAAUUGGCACAAGAAUUUCGUAAAUUUGAUUUAUCUGCUCCAUGGGAACAGUUUCCCAAAUUCCGAGAUGCUGGAGCUCCUUCUGAAGAAGUACCCAAAGUUAAAUAAAUUAUAAUAGUGAAAUAAAUUUUAUAGUAUUAAACAAGA